This is a messenger RNA of Rotaria sp. Silwood2, 414 nucleotides long. The record is from the annotation of a GenBank genome assembly. NCBI's taxonomy places the organism in Eukaryota, Metazoa, Rotifera, Eurotatoria, Philodinida, Philodinidae.
AUGGAAUGUUCAUAUUCUACUUUUACACGACAUAUUCCAUCUUAUAUUAUUUCACCAAAACCCAGUGAUUGGGGCACUUGUUUAUGUAUGACAUGUUUAAAUCCACAACUAAAAUCUGAAAGAAUUAAUCAAUUGAAAAAUGUAAAUCCUCUUUUGAAUUAUUUAUCAUCGUUGUUGACAAAUGAUUUAACAUCAAUUAUUAAUGAUGAAAAAACAGUGAAUGAAAUUUUAGAAGAAUUACAUAGACUGAAAAAACUUCAAAACCAUAUGGAAUAUGUUCAUGCUCAAUUCAAAGGUGCAAAAUUUUUUCGACAAUCAGCAUUAACAAAUAACAAUGUUGUAACGUUGCAAAUCGAUUGGUCAGAAAAUUAUCAUUUAAAACAAGUGCGAGAAGAACGCUGUGAGUUCCUUUAA